CUUUCUCUCCGCUGCAAAAGAUAUCUAACUUUCCUGCUCGAUAAGCACUGGGAUGAAAGCAUGAGUCGGUUUAAUUAUCUCUAGAAAGUAGACACGGUGCAGCUACAGGAGACUUAUAAAGGAGCAUCAGAGGCGGUGUAGCAGUAGAUGAGCCUGUCAGAGUGUCUGAGAGCCUUCAUCCCUUUCCUUUUGCAGUGUUCCUGUCUCCCUCCCUCUCUCUGCAUCAUCUGCCUCCUCACGCUGCUCCUCUCUCUCUCUCUCUCUCUCUCUGCUGUGUGUACCGAAGCAGUUCUCCAAGUGAGGAGCAGACUUCCUCUAAACACACCUCAGCACACACAUCUCUGCCUCCGACCGACCACCAUGGCCGUACGGGACGCUGCCUCUCCUCUGCUGCUGGGCCUGCUGUGCCUCCUUCACACCUGGGGAGCUAGGGCCACGGUGGAGGUGAACAUGGAGGACAAAGUGGAAGCUGUUUUGGGAGACACAGCUCGGAUCACCUGCAUGUUCAAAUCGCAGGACUUUGGCGGCAGCGGCGGCAUGACCAUAAAGUGGUACUAUGUAAAGAAUUCAAAAGAAAUUAAACAAAUCUACAGCCAGGACAGCCUUCAAAGCACCGUGGAGAAAAACACUCCUUACUCUGAGCGGAUCACGGUGGAUACCACCGGAACCGUUGGAGAGGUGGUGCUGACGAUCAGGGAUGUGCAGCUGAGCGACGAUGAGGUGGCGUUCAACUGCUACGUCAAGAUCAUUGGCGAAGGGACCGGAGAGGGAACCACAAAGCUGAAAGUGUUUAAAACACCAGAGGAUCCCACAAUUCAGGGUGUGGAACAAGGAAUAUCAGUCAGCGAUGAAAUGGCAAAGAUUGCCUCUUGCGAGGUGGAAAAUGGAUACCCCAAACCAAAGAUCACCUGGUACAGAGACAAAAUGCCACUGCACAACAUUCCAGACGUUGUGAAAGUGGAUCACAGAGUCACCUCUAAGUCAAGUGGUUUGUAUUCGGUCAACAGUGACCUGAACAUGAAGGUAGAGAAGAAGGACAAAGAUGCAGUUUUCUACUGCGAGGUCACAUUCCUUGUUCCUGGAGCUGAGAAAAUGCUUGAAACCAACAGCAUUAAUAUCACUGUCUUCUAUCCUCCCACGACAGUAAAUCUGUGGGUUGAAUCCCCAAAGGGGAAAAUCAAGGAGGGUGACACGGUGGAGUUCCUCUGCGCCAGUGAUGGAAAUAGUGAAUCCCAAUUUUUCAUGAUUGACAAUAAUGAAGGUCCAAGAUUGAAGAUGGAGAACGUUACUCGUCACAAUAGUCGUGUUUACGUUUGCGUCGUAGAGGACUUUGAAAAUUCUGUGAAAUUAUUAACAAACACCUCAGUGUUUGUCAACUAUCUGGACGAGGUGGUCAUUGAACCCACCGGCUCUGUUUUGGUGGAUUGGAAGAAUGAGUUUUUGGCGACCUGCAAUGCUUUAUCAUCUCUCAGGACCAAGACAACAUGGUUUAAGAAUGGAAAAGAAGUUGAAAAGGGUCACCAUUUAAGCCUAAAGGCUGUAACGUAUGACACCGCAGGAACAUAUGAUUGUGUAGUGACAGUACCGGAGAUUCAGGGAAUGCAAGCCAAUGCUUCACUACAGGUUACUGUUCAGGGCCCACCAGAGAUUAUAGAAAAACAUCUCAGUGAGGCAGAGACCAAUGAGAGGGAACUUGAACUUACCUGCCACGUCAGAAGCUACCCUACUCCCAAUAUAACCUGGGGCACCACUAAUGGGAAGAUCAUCAGCUCCUCAAAUCACAUGACCAAUGUGGGUGCUAAGAGCGUAGCCAAAGUUCAAGUCAAUAUCACUUCGAACACAAACGUUUUCUGCAACGCCUCAAACAAGUUCGGCAAAGACUCGGUUACGUACGUCAUCAAAUUCACUAAACACACCACCACACCAGCAACUACCACCACAACAAUCUCUCCAACAACCAUUACAGCAGCCAACACAACCAACAAUACAAGCACAUCCAUCAAUGCUGCCAAACCCAAAUCCAAAGCCAAAGCAGAAACACCCAAACCACAAGAGAAAGCCCAAAAAGGAAGCUAUGGGGUUGUCAUUCCAGUGAUCAUUAUCUGUAUCCUGCUUUUGGCCAUCUUGGGCAGCGUGCUUUACUUCCUUUACAAAAAAGGCAAGAUCUGCAAUCGAUCAGGAAAAAAGGACUUCACUAAAGAAAAGUCCAGCAAAGAUAAGAUUGUGGUGGAGAUGAAGAGCGACAACACAGAGGAGGCGAUUCUGCUCGGGGUCAACGGAGAAAAACAGCUACCCAACGACCAGUGAUGAGAACCUGCAUGUUCCGAAGUGAGGUGGCGAGAAAGCUGCUCCUGGUGUUCCCUCUCAGGCUCAGACCCCCGGAUGCCUUCAAGUCUCCACCAAAGCUCCUUCUUUCAGAGUUACAUCAUGAAGAUAAUCAGCUGACGCUCAAACAGUUCAAAGUGAAAGGGUGUUUUUUUUUUUUUUUUACUUGCUGUCCGAUAUGCUCCUUGAGUUGAAAUGAAACACAAUUUGCAAGCUCCAUGAUGUAACUCCACCACAC
Poecilia reticulata (guppy) is the source of this 2563-nucleotide messenger RNA. It is a transcript of the gene mcamb, whose product is annotated as melanoma cell adhesion molecule b. Gene Ontology annotation, molecular function: laminin receptor activity. Lineage: Eukaryota; Metazoa; Chordata; Actinopteri; Cyprinodontiformes; Poeciliidae. The record is from RefSeq and is a predicted model, not a curated record. Gene Ontology annotation, cellular component: plasma membrane.